GUAUUUAUCCUCUGCUCUCGUGCGGUCACACCGCAGUCGCAUACGGUUGUUUCCAUAUGAACAAACUGUUUUUUUUUUAGCGGAGUGCGCUGCUGAGAAAUUUGUAAAGCUCUUUUUGGAUCCUUUUAUUUUAUGUAACGGCUGUGCGGUGCAUCCAAUAUACAAGCUAAAGGAGGUCCACACACUCCCCUGGCGCCGCCUGAGCGUGGUCGUCCUGCUCCGCGCUUCAAGCACCUCCACCUCCACCACCACCACCCCCCCAACCCGUUAAACAUUACGCGAAAAUCGAUUUCGGCUGCGAGCGCAGGAAGAAACAGCAGAAAGUAUGUCCCACGGCGAUGUGGACCCAGAGGUAGAGAUGACAUCGCCCCACUGGAUGCAUAGGGACGCUGGGAGUCGCCCAAGGACGCACACAUUCUGGAGGCUAGAGCGCUGGCGGAGCAGCAUGCUUCUCCUAGUCGGAGUGGCCUUGUGCGACCUCGCACCUGGAUGCAGCGCCACGGACACGGACAUUGCGCUGGACGCGAAGGCCACGCUCAACCACCGGAUCCAGAGCCUGGACCUGCUCGUCUUCGUGUUCCUGCUGGCGCUCACAGUGCUCACUAUUUGGCUGUUCAAGCAUCAUCGCGUCUCCUGGCUUCACGAGACCGGAUUGGCCGUCAUCUACGGCUUGAUUGUGGGAGCAAUUAUACGGUAUGCCGGCACCUCCGCCACACUGGUUCACAUGCAGGUGGAGCCUCAAGGAGUUCCAACGUACAGCGAUAAAUUGCCGCCUGAUACUCUUUGGUUUAGGUACCCCGUCAACCAAACAAAUGGCACAAAGCAGCCCGAGUUAGUGCACACAUAUGCCUACGUAUUUCGCGGACAGGUUCAUGAUGUGGAUGAGAACGAAAUCGAUCUUAAGGCAACGUUCGAUCCGGAGGUCUUUUUCAAUAUUAUCCUGCCCCCAAUUAUAUUUUAUGCGGGCUAUAGCUUGAAGAAGAAAUACUUCUUUCGCAACCUGGGUGCCAUACUUACGUUUGCCAUUGUGGGCACCACAUUGUCGGCCUUUCUCAUCGGAGGCUUUAUGUACGGCUGUGUGAAACUGAUGCCAAAGUACUUGAGUAGCAGUUUCACAUUCCUGGACAGCUUAUACUUUGGAGCUCUGAUAUCGCCCACAGAUCCGCUCACCAUUCUAGCCAUAUUUAACGAUCUUCGGGUCGACGUUAACCUAUAUGCGCUAGUCUUGGGCGAAUCUGUGCUCAACGAUGCCGUGGCCAUAGUCCUCAGUGGUGCGAUUCAAAAUUAUGGUGAACACUAUUCCAGUACCGGGGAAUUCGAAACUACAGCUUUUCUACGCUCGUUGAGCGACUUCUUCUCCAUCUUCUUACUAUCCCUGAUGAUUGGCGCGGCCAUGGGAUGCUUGACAGCAUUGAUGACCAAAUUUACUCGGGUUCGAGAUUUUCCUUUACUAGAGUCCGCGCUCUUCGUGCUCAUGAGCUACAGCACCUUCCUGCUGGCUGAGGCAACGGAACUUACUGGAGUAGUGGCCGUGCUCUUCUGCGGCAUCUGCCAGGCACACUACACCUACAACAACCUGUCUGAGGAUUCCCGCCAAAGGACAAAACAGAUCUUCGAGCUCCUAAACUUUCUGGCAGAGAACUUUAUCUUUUCCUAUAUUGGCGUAUCGAUGUUCACCUUUCCCAAGCAUCAUUUUGACGCUGGGUUCAUUAUAACAGCUUUUAUUUGCGCUGCCAUAGGAAGGGCCGUGAAUGUGUAUCCCUUGUCGUGGCUGCUGAACAUUAAGCGAAAGCCGAAAAUUUCAUCAAACUUUCAGCAUAUGCUGUUCUUUGCUGGACUUCGUGGCGCCAUGUCCUUUGCCUUGGCCAUCCGAAAUACAGUGUCGGAUGAACGACAGACUAUGCUGACUGCCACAUCGCUGAUUGUCAUCUUUACGGUUGUAAUUCAGGGUGGGGCUGCUAAUUUCCUGCUGAAUUGGUUGAAAAUACCCGUUGGCGUGGACGAUGAGACUGAACAACUAAAUAACUAUCAAGUACACAGUGUUUACAAUUCAAUGGACAAUUCACAUCCGCAGACGUCUGAUGGUUAUUUGCAGGAUGUGGAGGGCGGUGGGGUAAAUCGCGGGAAGAUGCGCUUGUCCGGUGGAACAGAUUCAAAUUUGGACACACCAGUGGACGGUCCGAACGGCAGCUUGGGCGGAGCAAGCGGCGGUCGUCGUCGCAACAGUCACGAGAAGGCCAUUCUGGCUAGGAUCUGGGGAAACUUUGAUACCAAGUACAUGAAGCCCUUGCUGACGCACUCGCGACCCACUUUGCUGGAGACGCUGCCUGUUUGCUGCAACCCCAUUGCCAGGCUGCUUACCACCACGCAGCAGCUAACGCAGGAUGGCAGCGAGUUCAGGCGCGUGGACUCGGACUCGGACAUUUGCAUAGACAAUGAUACCGGGAACGGUCUUAGCCAGGAUGCAACCGGAGCGGGACCGGGCACGGGCACCGUGGGCGUGGGCGUGGGGCGGCGGAACUCCUUGAGUCGCUCUGUUCAACUGAACGAAGCCCAUCACCUAGCAAGUGAAAUUAGCCUGGUUACUAAUAAUUUCAUGUAAUCGAAAGAUCGGGCCAUCUAUCUUUUUACUUAAUUUAUUAGUUAUUGAAAUAUAAUUUUUGUGUUAUAUUCUGUCUACUUUUCCUUGGUAAACCCAACCCAUUGUUGUAACGAAGCACAGACGGAGACCCAGACAUGAUUAACUUAGCCCCCAAUCAGUGAACUUGAUAUCAAAUUUACCAAAGCUUCUUUGAGCACAGCAGUCAGGAAUGUUCGUUUAUAUUGUUCACUUUUAAUUUCUGUAUUUUUCCUCAUGAUCUAAUUUCUUAGAUUCUAACACGCGACUAACCAUGUAAGUACAAGUUAAAUUGCCGUUGAUUUCCUCAUUUUCUUAACGCCUAUUGUACAUAAAAGCGCAACUCAAGUCAAAAAUAACCAUUACUUCACUUUAAUUUAUAAGUCCCAGUGUUUUCAUUUUUGUUAAUGAUUU
Drosophila erecta is the source of this 3031-nucleotide messenger RNA. It is a transcript of the gene Nhe3, whose product is annotated as sodium/hydrogen exchanger 6. Gene Ontology annotation, molecular function: sodium:proton antiporter activity. The transcript has 14 exons. Bases 326 to 2602 code for a protein of 758 amino acids. Gene Ontology annotation, biological process: sodium ion transport; regulation of pH; proton transmembrane transport. Gene Ontology annotation, cellular component: membrane; recycling endosome. Lineage: Eukaryota; Metazoa; Arthropoda; Insecta; Diptera; Drosophilidae. The record is from RefSeq and is a predicted model, not a curated record.